AUGGAAGUACCCGUUGCCUCAAAUGCACUCAACAAAUCGAUGCAAAGUCUAUGGUCAAAUCACCGACGUGCCAAGUUAAAUCUCAAUUCGCCAGCUCAAUCGGGCUCAGCAACUCCAACUCCUGUUGAGACCCCUGCUAGUGAAGAGGCGGUGACCCAAGCGCAGGAAGUCAGCGUCACACCGUCAACCGUAGAGCCUCCAGUAUCACCUCCCCCUGCAUCCUCGGUGAAGCGGAAAAUACGAUCUUCGCGGACAGCGGUGGAAAGCAACAAACGCAGCAAAACCGCGACUUCUGACCCAAAGGAUCGCAGCCCACCUCUCGCAAGACUCUCAGACCUGGGGGGCGUCGAGUCAUGUAUAGAGAAAAUGCUGGAGCUCGUAGCGAUGCCAUUGUGUCACCCAGAAGUGUAUCUACAUACGGGCGUUCAGCCUCCGAGAGGUGUUUUGCUUCACGGACCACCGGGAUGUGGAAAAACCUUACUUGCGCAUGCCAUGGCUGGGGAGCUUGGUAUCCCCUUUAUAAAUAUAUCUGCACCGUCGAUCGUAUCUGGAAUGUCGGGAGAGUCUGAAAAGGCUUUAAGAGAUACAUUUGAGGAAGCUAAGGCAAGUCCUGCACGCGUAGCCCCUUGUCUGCUUUUCAUUGACGAAAUUGAUGCCAUAACUCCAAAACGCGAAAGUGCUCAACGCGAAAUGGAGCGACGGAUAGUCGCACAGUUUCUAACUUGCAUGGACGAUAUGUCUUGGGACAAAACCGAGAACAAGCCCGUCAUCGUCAUGGGGGCGACGAAUAGACCCGAUUCAUUGGAUCCGGCCCUCCGUCGCGCGGGGCGAUUCGAUCAUGAGAUAAGUAUGGGUGUCCCAGAUGAAGAAGCUCGAGAGAAGAUUCUACGAGUUCUUUGCGCUAGGCUCCGCAUGGAGGGUUCCUUCGACUUCAAAAGCCUAGCAAAAGCGACGCCUGGUUAUGUUGGCGCUGAUCUCUCAGCUCUUACUGGCGCCGCAGGUAUCAUCGCUGUCAAGCGAAUAUUCAAAGAAUUGUCCGAAGGUACUCUAGUACUACCACCCCCGGAGGAUGGCGAUAUCUCAAUGGCCGUUGAUUCGCUGAACCCGCCCGAUUCAUCUCCAGUCCCUGCCCCGUUUGCUUCUCUACUGUCCAUGCUCCCCGGUACUUCACUGGCGCAUUUCCUCACAACUCACCCAUCGCCAUUGACAGAUGCCCAGUUGCUCCCUCUGACCAUCACUUCCUCUGAUUUCCAGCACGCCCUCACCGAAAUCCAGCCCUCUUCGAAACGCGAAGGAUUUGCGACGGUCCCUGAUGUCACAUGGGAUGAUAUUGGUGCACUUCACAGUAUUAGAGAAGAGCUUCACAUGGCUAUCGUGCAGCCUAUCAAACGGCCGGAGGUCUUCAGGAUGGUUGGCAUCACUACUCCUUGUGGGGUACUACUGUGGGGCCCGCCUGGUUGUGGCAAGACGCUCUUAGCAAAAGCCGUGGCUAAUGAAAGUCGCGCCAACUUUAUCAGUGUCAAAGGCCCGGAACUACUGAACAAAUACGUUGGAGAAAGUGAGCGAGCAGUGAGACAAGUUUUCUCUCGUGCGAGGGCGUCGUCGCCAUGCGUGAUAUUCUUCGACGAAUUGGAUGCACUAGUCCCGCGUCGUGACGAUAGUCUUUCCGAGUCUUCGGCCCGCGUAGUGAACACACUUCUCACUGAACUAGACGGCCUCGAUGCCCGAAAGAGCGUAUAUGUCAUCGCCGCAACGAAUCGCCCGGACAUGAUUGAUCCUGCAAUGGUUCGACCUGGCCGUCUUGACAAGUUGCUCUACGUCGACCUGCCCACCGAUGCUGAACGGACCGAAAUUAUUCGUACCCUUCUAAGGACGGUGCCGUUAGGCAUUGUUGGUCAGGCGCGGACGGACCAGGCGAAGCAGCAAACGAUGGACGAGGUCGAGUCGUUAGCGAGAGAGCGUUGCGACGGAUAUAGCGGUGCAGAUUUAGCCUCGUUAGUACGAGAAGCUGGUGUGAGCGCGUUGAAGCGCACACUUGGAUCUUUGGAUAGGAUGGAUGAUGAAGGACACGGAGCCUCUGCUGGAGGGAUCAUCGUUGGUACCGACGACUUCUCACAAGCUCUAGGUAAAAUAGGACCCAGCGUGAGCAUCGACCAAAGGAAGAGAUAUAUCGCGUUGAAGAACAAGUUCGCGGGUCUGCCUGUUCGGUCCAGUCGGUCUACCGGUGAUUUAGGUGUCGCCAGCUAA
This is a messenger RNA of Pleurotus ostreatus (oyster mushroom), 2247 nucleotides long. RefSeq lists its product as uncharacterized. Gene Ontology annotation, biological process: ribosome biogenesis. Lineage: Eukaryota; Fungi; Basidiomycota; Agaricomycetes; Agaricales; Pleurotaceae. Gene Ontology annotation, molecular function: ATP hydrolysis activity; ATP binding; RNA binding. Bases 1 to 2247 code for a protein of 748 amino acids. The record is from RefSeq and is a predicted model, not a curated record. The transcript has 7 exons. Gene Ontology annotation, cellular component: nucleus.